Messenger RNA from Leopardus geoffroyi (Geoffroy's cat), 1741 nucleotides. RefSeq names its product regulator of G protein signaling 13 (gene RGS13). Bases 427 to 969 code for a protein of 180 amino acids. NCBI's taxonomy places the organism in Eukaryota, Metazoa, Chordata, Mammalia, Carnivora, Felidae. The transcript has 8 exons. The record is from RefSeq and is a predicted model, not a curated record.
ACUAUUUUCCAUAUUCAGCCAAACCUCUUUUUGCAUAGAUACAUGUGUAAAAACAGAACAUUCAUAGAGAGGGCAGAGUGCCAUCAAAGGUAAUUAUAGAGACAGUAAAGUUAUUUUAUGCCAGGAAAAAUAUAAUGCUGGCUGUCUCAUGGACCUUCAGCACCUGAUUUCAAAAGGAUCAUACCGAUAGAAAAUAAAAUUUAGCAUGGUGGACCGUUCUACAGGAUAUGUUUGUCAAUGGAAUUUUUCCACAUACCAUACUACUAACAUGAGAAAAAAAUGAUUGUUGUUGAUUUCAAGCUUGAAACCUGAAAAUCUAUUGGUUUUCCUCCUUUCGGCUGUCUGCAACUUUUUUCCACGGACACCAUUUGCCAAUCUCAGGGCAUGUCAGCCACACUGGAGACUUUAUAAACUAUACUCCUAGCAAUGUGCAGGCCAGAAUGGCCAAACAGCAUAGUCCUGCUUCUCUGUCUCUGUUAUAAUACUCGAAAAAUGAGCAGGCGGACUUGUUGGAUUUGCAAGCCUUGCAGAGAUGAAUCUCAGAGGCUCCCGUCAAACAUUACUUUGGAAGAAGUGUUACAGUGGGCCCAGUCUUUUGAAAAGUUGAUGGCUACGAAAUAUGGUCCAGUAGUCUAUGCAGCAUACUUAAAAAUGGAACACAGUGAUGAGAAUAUUAAAUUCUGGAUGGCAUGUGAAACCUAUAAGAAAAUUGCCUCACGAUGGAGCAGAAUUUCUAGGGCAAAAAAGCUUUAUAAGAUUUACAUCCGGCCACAGUCCCCUAGAGAGAUUAACAUUGACAGUUCAACAAGAGAGACUAUCAUCAGGAAUAUUCAAGAACCCACUCAAACGUGUUUUGAAGAGGCUCAAAAGAUAGUGUAUAUGCACAUGGAAAGGGACUCGUAUCCCAGGUUUCUAAAGUCAGAAAUGUACCAGAACCUUUUGAAGACUAUUCAGCCCAACAAUUCCUAACUAAUACUCAAAAGUUUAAAUUGAAGAUGGUGUAUUGAAAGUACUGGCUUUGUUUUUUUUAAUUCACACACACACACACACACACACACACACACAAUCAGAAGUAGAAUAGGAAUGAAAUAGAAAAAAAAAACUAUAAAUUAAUUUCUUCUAAUUCUCAAAAAAAAAAAAAAACAGAUCCCCAAAGGGAUGGGGUCCAGAAGAGUUACAAUAUGAAUAACAUAAUUUAUGGCAUGCCUAUGUAGCUCAGUUAACAUAUGAGGAGAAGGAAGGUCUUCAUUACACCAAUAUUAGAAAGUUUUUAUUUUAGUAGUCAACAAAUGGAUGUUUUCUUAUUAAUAAAAUUUUGCUCGCAUAAUGCAUAGAUGAGUUCUUUAGAAAUUGUAGCUAUAUGAGUUGUCUCUGGCAUGAGUGCACUCCAUAGAUGGAGUGUUUGUAUUAACUAAUCAGUAGACAAACUUGGUAUUUGAAGACAGUCAAUGGUAUAAUAUCAUGAGCAAUAUAAAAAGAUGUGUUCUUGAGAGAUAUUUUAUCUGUAAAUUUUUUCUACUAUUAUACUCAAACUAAAUAUAAUAUAUAACAAAUAUCUUCUACAUGUGAAAAAAUCAUGGUGAUUGUAUGCUAUUAAGAACGUAUAAAAUACUUCAUUUAUUCUUAUAUUGAUAUAAAAGUAGAAAAUUUGGUUCCUAUAUUUUAAGAAUUGUCCUCACAAUGUGAAUUUAUACUGGUCCUGGUAAUCAAUAAAUCCAAAUAUAAUCUAAAAACUUUUAAA